AUGCCACAGUCUAUGAAAUUCAUGAAGGAUAUCUUAAAGAAGAAAAGAACGUUGGAGGAUUAUGAAAUGAUCCCACUCACAGAGGAGUGUAGUGUUAUACUACAAAGAAAACUUCCGUCCAAACUGAAAGAUCCAAGGAGUUUUUCUAUUCCUUGUUCAAUUGGUGAUGUUGUCUUUGCAAAUGCUUUCUGUGACUUAGGAGCCAGUAUUAACUUAAUGUCUUUAUCUAUUUUCAGAAAAUUGGGACUUGGAGACGUGAGACCGACCACAGUUUCAUUGCAGCUGGCUGAUAGAUCAAUAAAGUAUCCAAGGGGGAUCAUUGAUGAUGUUCUUGACAAAGUAGAGAAAUUCAUCUUUCAUAUGUACUUUCUAGUGUUGGAUAUGGAGGAAGAUGAAAACAUGCCUAUUAUUAUGGGAAGACCUUUCUUGGUGACGGGAGGAGCGAAGAUUGAUGUAGAGUUAGGAGAGCUGAAACUAAGGGUUCAAGACGAGUCAGUCAUUUUCAAAGUUUUCAAACAUUCUGACUCUUAUUAUAACCCCAUGAGUUGCUCUUGCAUCAUUGAGGUGAGAUUGCCAUCAUCCCGAUCUUCUUCAAAGUCAUAUGCUGAUAUGCUACUAUUUUAA
Molecule: messenger RNA, 624 nt
Organism: Momordica charantia (bitter melon)
Lineage: Eukaryota; Viridiplantae; Streptophyta; Magnoliopsida; Cucurbitales; Cucurbitaceae
Source: RefSeq, a predicted model, not a curated record